Messenger RNA from Spodoptera littoralis (African cotton leafworm), 1392 nucleotides. The record is from the annotation of a GenBank genome assembly. Lineage: Eukaryota; Metazoa; Arthropoda; Insecta; Lepidoptera; Noctuidae.
AUGCAAGUGGAACGAAGACUAAACGUGUUGAGCCAGCUAGAGUAUGAGGACGGCACAAACGGCAAAAUAAAAUUAAUGCCCACUAAAAUGAUGGAAACACGAUAUUACGAGGGUUGUGGCCGAGAAGGACCUAUACGGUGCAUAUUUCUCGGCGAAUUCCACACCGUGGCAGGCCCUAAGAUUUCAUGUCAGUUUCCAGAAGACUACAUCUCCAAAGAAGUGUUUGACUCAAUCAGUGCAUUCAUAAUACCCAAGCCUCAGAUCCAGAGAUGCUCCAUGACUAUAAAUGCCCUUGGGCAUAAGAUUGUGGGGUAUCCCAUACGAAUAGACAAUCCAAGAUAUGAACGUAACAUCUACCUGUUCAAUAUCUGCUUCGUAUGUGAUAGCUGGUCCAAGACUGUCCAGUAUGAACCAGUGGUCAAGAAGCUGGGGGAGCAUCUGACAAUAAUGGAAGAAGAGACUCGGUUCGUAUCCAGCGGAUCGAGUAAGCUGCCGACCCUCCUGGCACACCUUCUGCAUGACCUGAACACUCAUCGCAAAGCCACGCUAGUCGAGGGCGACACUGUCAUGCACUUGAAAGUGCUGGAAGUGCGCAAAGACCCACCACCAGUCUUCGACCACCACGUGCCGGUGCUUGUUGCCUCAGUAGGCCUGCCCAGACCCGGCCGUCCUCGACGCACCACUCCACCUGAGGGUUCAGAACCCAUACAAAGCCAGGAACACCUAGAUGUCGACGAUGAAGAACCGUUUGAGAUCGACCUAGAAGCCGAAUGGGACUUAACAACUAGGCAGCUUUUACCUUAUAUCGACGGCUACAACCACGUUUCCAAAAUAGCUGCGGACACUAACGUAGAGAAGACCCUGGUCAAGUCCUGUAUUCAGAACUUGGUCUACUACGGCGUGGUUACUCUGCUUCCCGUGAUGAAGUUCAGCAACAUGUACCGGGCUACUCCCAACCUCAGCCGACUGUUCAGCGACCCUGAACUGCAGAAAUCUUGCUUAGCCUUCAUCAGUAAAGGGAACGACUCUAAAGAAAAGCCCACAAUAUCGGACGUGUUGGAGAUCCUGUGCGCGCUGCAACAGGGCACCACCUUGCGCACAGUAUGUGAAAGGCUCACCACCUCGCCCGGUCCCACGUUCGAUAUACGACGACUCGUGGUCUAUGCGCAACUCCAUGGCCUCAUCAAAUGCCUUAAAAAGUACCCGGUAUUUCUACGCAAUCCACCGCGCCCAAACGGGUUCAACAACCGCGUGGAUCCUAUCCUCGGCAUCCGACGACUUUUCACCGGCCGUCAUUGUGCUGACGAGAUCUGCUGCAUCGCGCGCAUAGACCUACCUACCCUAGACCAGAUCAUAGAAGACGAUCCUAACGUAACUAUCAUCUGGAGAUAG